UCAUCGCUUCUGUUCUUCUGAUUCAUAUCCUGCUUUAUAACGCGAGGCAUCCUGCGCUAUUGUCUUCUAUUUUCCUCCUCUGCUGGAAUAUUCAAACCCAAAGUCACCCUGUUGUUAAUUAACGUUUUUAUUAUUGUUUCUAUUACAUAUGUCUAUAUUACAGUCUAUUAUCUUUUUCUUAGGGUGAAAACUUAAAUUCCCUGUCUGUGCGUGCAGUCAUCCAGGUGGCUGCGUACCUGUGGAGCAUUGCAACAGCGUUAUUACUAAUGGGCUGGCGUGAGAGCAGGAGGCUCCAUGAUGGCUGCUCUCUUUCCAGCACCGCAGACAGAAACUAAGUGACUCGGUUCUGUGUGGACUGUUUGCCCGCGCCGCACUGAGGGGAACCGUGGGUAAUAAAUAAUGCUUGAAAGGGCAGGGACGCUUUUACAGGCAUAUCUAAUGCCUGGGUUGCACAAUGCUACGCGUGUGACUGGGAGAACCUGAGAGCCCUCUAAUCUGAGGAUAAUUGAGGUGAUAGUAUGCAGGAGACACUUAACACACGUAGGCGCUGCUCUCCUUUAGCUUCUCCUGUUAUGGUAAACAUAUGUUGAGUCUGAGCAUUUAUUAUUUUUCAUCUUCACCUUUACAGGCCUGGCCUCAAUUCAUUCAGAGUGAGUCACUGUGCAGGAAUAGUCCAACAUGUGGUUAUAAUUUGAAGGGAAACUCUUCAGUUGUGCCAGAUUUAUUUUUUUGGUGCAUGUGAGCCUCUAAUUGUGGACUUCAUCCUGUCACGUUCAACGUACGCGCAGAGCUUUGUGGGUUUUAUAAGUCUGUUUAUGCUUUAUAUAACGCACCAGGUGCUUGUGACGCUGUACUAAGUCAUGUAUAAACAGAACGCUGUGUUUUGCUGUUUUCCGCUUUUCCAUCGAGACGCCCGCGGACGUCGGGGCAGUAGGAACAGGUGACGCGGCCUUCAGUGGACAGUGUUUCUCACCUGGGUUUUGCAUGCACCUGACCUUGAGCUGCUUCUCGCGUGGGACCCGACAGCGCCGAGGCGUCUGUGUUUGACUACGUUAAUCUGAGAAAAGCAGCAGAGCCGAGCCGCCGGGAGACGACCGGCUCGUCCCUCCGAACCUGUUUUCAAGUAUUCUUCUCUCCCGUCUUUGAGUGAGAGCGGACCGGGCAGGUAUGCCGGAUCAAUCGCGGUGUUUGUUUAGCGAGGUGUGUUCGUGAUGCGUGGACGCGUGAGCGAGAGUGGCGAAGAGAAAGCAGAAAGAGUGAAAAUGCCUUUCGGAGUUUGUGUCUCCUCGGGCUUAUUUCUCCACUCACAUGUUGAGACAGAUAGAAAUGUUCCCUCCCUCAGCUCUUUCCUCACUUAUUCGAACCCCAUGCUCGUGUCAGUGUCGGAGCAGGAAUGCUGAGAAUGAGCCGUGUACACACUGGGCACUUUUGGGGGGUUUAUCAGCCUGGAGUCGUGCCUGCCCGUCCUGGUUGCGGUGCACGUGUGUGGCCAGUCGAGAGUUUUAUAACUAAACAGAGGAACGAGAGAAGAAAACAAGACGAGUCACCAUCGCCAUGUGUCACUGGCCACAGUUACCAUAACAACAAACUAAGAAGUAAUAUUUGUUUAGGCAUCCGAUCAGUCGACCUGGGUGAGGUGUAGGAGGUCUGCCAUGAGUCUUGCAUUGUAUUAUUGCUUAAUUCUCUUCCUGUGCCCUGUUGCUGAGUCACCCAUUUAGCUCAGAUUCACUUUAGGGUCAGUUUGUUCUAACUAUUUUGCAAUUCGUGUCUGCACCUGUGCUUGGCUGCUCAACACAGUGGAUGAGUUUUUUAGAUUUUCCGCGCUGUGACGAGCUCAGGCAGGCGCGCGCCUCUCGCUCGAGUCCUGGGGUGUGCGUUUUACUGCUGCCUCAGCACAUUUCGUCUGCAUUGACCAAGCCUUGAGCUUCCAUGCUGCUUUAAACUGAAGGAGCAGGAAAAACUGAUCUAAGUACUUCUGAGUCUCCUUCAAGUGAGUUCAUUUUUUCCAUUUGCCUUCCUGCAGAACUGUAGAAGCGAGGAAGGCCGGCAGAACUUCACAAUGGCCUAAAUUCUAUAGGCAGAAAGGCGCAAGGAAACAGGAUGUCAGCCAUUUUCCCACCAGAUGAAUCACCACAGAGCAGCCGCUGGAAGUGAUCCUCAGGCAAGGCUAGUAGCUAGGCCACGUAGUGACUCAUCGUGCCUCUGCGUAAACUAGCUUCUCCGUCACAUUGAAGGUUAGGAGCUAAGCCUUUCGCUUAACAACUAUUAACUCGGUUUAGUGGUUGGUAGGUCAGGACUCCACCAUUAGGUGGCCCAGUCAAGACCACAUUAUAUAUGAAUGAGGAAGUGUCCUGUGGGCGUAGUUGAUGAAGCAGAGCACAUACUGUAGCUGUGUUGUGGUUUGGAUUUGAGCCUGAGACCUUUUGCCUCUUUAACAAAUGCCAAAGAAAAUGUGGCAAAAACUGGCAGUGCUGUAGUCUUUAGCAAGGCGAUAAGGCAAAAGCGGUCAGACAGGCCAAGUGUCAUAAAAUAAGAGAAGGCCAAACAUGCGAGAAACUAGAAAGGUCAGCUGCUCGGCCUUUCACAGAAAAGCUUGGUUGGAAAGAAGAGGGCAUUAAAAGGCACAAACAUGGAUGUGGUGUCUAAUGUCAAAAACAUCUGGGCUCGAUAGGGAAAUGCUUAACUCCCUGCACCAAUUCAAUGCUUGUUAUUACCAGUAUGACUCUCAGUUCUAAAAUAUCCACCGACAUGCUCAGUGUGUUCUCUGGAAUCAGCCCAGUGGUUUUACUGGCACAGUCUUUUUGGGAUGAAGCACUGGGUACUUAAAGCGUGACGCACCAGCACAACGAGUUUCCAGAGCCGAGAUGUGAGAGAACCUGUCCAUACACCUCUUCAUACCUUUACCACCUUGCCUGCACCACCCUUUUUUCUCUCGCUGGGUUUUCUCCUGCCCCUUCUUUCAUUCUGUCCUCUGUACCCUGCUCUUUUCUUGUUUUUCUUGUCAUUUGAUGAAAUUAUAAUUUUGCACUGCAUUACAUAACACAAGGAUAGUGAACUCUUAACUGCUGAUGUCGACUGGAGUGUCACCCUGCUGCACCGAGGGUGAGAAAAGAUUUGAAUUCCUCCUAAGCUGUGACGUCAGACCUCUAUCCUACCAUGGCACACCGGUCUCAGAGCUCAUCUGUAGGUGACAACCCCCUUGACCCAAACUACCUGCGCCCACACUACAGGGAGGAGUACCGUCUGGCUAUUGAUGCGCUAAUAGAGAAUGACGUACAGGGCUACCACGAAUUCCUCCAGACUGCGGACGUGGUCAACUUUCUCGCAAGGCCGGAAAUUGAUUUUAUAAAGUCAAGGAUCCAGGCGCCCACCCAGGGCUCGGGCGUCCCAGAGCUGACGUACCAUGCGGGAGGCCUCGACGCUGACGGGUCCUCUGACACCUACUGGCCUCUGCAGUCCGACAUGGCGGCGCCGGGGCUGGACCUGGGAUGGCCGCUGCCGCAGCACAGCUUCAUCGGCCCCACGGAGGUCACCACUCUGGUCAACCCCUGCGACCCAGACAUGCCAAGCAUCAAGGAGCAGGUCAGAAGACUCAUCAAAAACGCACAUCAAGUUAUUGCCAUAGUGAUGGACAUAUUCACAGAUGUUGAUAUUUUUGGCGAACUCUUGGAAGCUGCAGCUCGCCACGUUCCUGUUUACAUCCUACUGGAUGAGCAGGAAGCACACAACUUUGUCUCUAUGGUCAUCAACCACAAAGUUAACUUGGACUUAAUUCCUAUGAUGCGUGUCAGGACUGUGACAGGAAUAACCUACUAUUCCCGAACAGGAAAAUCAUUCAAAGGGCAAUUAAAAGAUCGUUUUCUGUUGGUUGACUGCAAGGCUGUACUUAGUGGGAGCUACAGUUUCAUGUGGUCCUACGAGAAGAUCCACCGCUGCAUCGCCCACCUCUUCCUCGGGGAGCUGGUCGCCACCUUUGAUGAGGAGUUUCGCAUUCUUUUUGCCCAGUCAGAGCCUCUGGUCAUUGACCCAUCGAAUGGAGCACUUGCUGUCUCUGACACUAGCAGUUACUUAGGCAGCCAGUUUGGCUUGAAGAGGUCUCAGUCUUUGCGUAACCCCAUAGCCUUCCGCCGACAACCUGAAAUUCCCUCUGCUUUUCCUUACGGGGACUCCGCACUUCCUUUCCGGAGGAAUGAUCAGUUUCGCCAGAGCCUUGAACCAACGGCAGGAAUAACAAUCGGGAAGUAUUCCCAGCAACAGUUUCGUCUGCAGCAGUCCUACAUGGAGCAGGGAAGGUCUAUAGUUUCCAGGCAGAUGGAGCUCAGUGCCUUCAAGAGACACAGCUAUGCUGAGGGAACCCAGGAAAACUACACGUCUUCAAGGCAGUACAUGAAGCACAGAGUCAUGAAUAAUCUUGACGAGACAGAUUUCUACAGGGAGCAGAUGCAAAGCAGCCAUUACAUUGGUGAUGAGCCUGGCCCGGGUUCUGGCCAAGGACACUACGACAGACUUCGAGGCCGCCCCCCACAACUCUCCAUUGACCAGUACUCAGACUCAAGCUUCCGCUCAGAUCUGGAGCCCCCUCCUGUAAACUAUGGUCAAGACUUAUUUUCAUCGGAGGACCUAAGAGGACAUGAAGGGCCUCAUGCACAUCCAAUAGCUGGAAGAUAUGGAGGAGGUUCCUCCCAUAAAAGGCCAACCAUAGGCCAGGCAUAUGCCUGUCAGAGCUCACCCACGCAGCCCCAUCCACCCGAGAAGAAACCAUUCCUCAAACAACCUGAUCAGGAGCACGAUCAAGAUGCAAGCGUUAAGCAAGGCCUGAGGAGCUGGAGAAUUAACUCCUAUCUUAGUGCUUAUGAGGAUGGUGGUGGAGAAGAAGGUCUGACUCAGCCAUUGGGGCCUGAUGCGUUUGAAGAUCCUCCACAAACCCAGCGCCUGACUGGUGUUGAAGCUCUAGCUGCUCGUUUUGAAACAAAGCCACUAAAUGAUGACAUGAAGCCUAGACUAGAAAUCCUAAGGCCACGGUAUGGAAAACCAAGAACACUUGAAAGCAGCAAAAUAGACUCAGUCAUUGACUUGAAGCCAGAUGAAAAACUGAGGGAGGCUGAUAGAGAAAGGGAGGGCGAAUCAGGGAGGGGCAUCGGAAGGGAGUUGGGUAUGGAUGUUACGGUAAAAGAAGGUCCAGAGCUCCUUCUAUCGAAACAUGAAUCGUUUCGCUCACGUAUUAACCCAAUGCUCCAACGCAGUUCUCGUUUACGCUCCUCACUUAUAUUCUCCUCAUCCAAGACAGAGAUGCACAGCGGGAGCCUGGGCCUGAAGCCAGCCACAGAGGAAGACGAAAGGUUGGACACAGCACGCACGUCCUCAAUAGUGGCUCAGAUCCUAGAAAAGAGGAGGUCAUGGUCUCGUGAACCUUUCGAUUGGAGAAAGAAAGCAGAGGAAAGAGACCAAGAGAAAGAAAAGGAAAAAGAGAAAGCGAAAGAAGAAUCAGAAAGGGUGGAAGAGAAAAGGCAAGAAGAAAAGGAGGCACAAUUCAAAGAGGAAAUUAGAGUAAAAGACAAAUCUCAGACAACUAAAGAAGAGGUAACAACAACAAAAAUAACGCCUGAGGUUACAUCAUCAUCAUCUCUGAAUAUCUCUGAUCCAGCAAGUCGACCGCAAUAUUACAAAGACCAUACUACAAAGAGAACUUUUACCAAAAUGGACACAGAGUCAUCAGUAAAGGUUCCAGAGCCUGCAGAAAAGAAGCCAGACAUUUCUGACAAACCUCCUCUCCAAACAACUCCAAACAUCCCAGCGAUCUCUGUGAACACAACAGAACCCGAACCAAAGCGGCCCGACGUGUCUGCAAAGCUGGCAGAGCUCAAUCGAAGAUCUUCAAUUGGUUCCUCAAAGCCACCAAUAACCUCUGCCAAGCCUGCUGCGAGUUACUUGAAGCCUUCAGAGACAUCGCAGCCUCAUAAAGAGGAGAACACAUCAGAGGGACAAAAGAAGGAAAUAUUUAAGUCCCUGAAGCCUCUUCCUUCUCCGAAGCUCUUUAAGAGGGAUCAGUUGAAGCUCAAAGGGCUGAACCCUCGUCGCAUCUCCUGUGGCGAUGAGGUUCUGACUACAGAUGCUACAGAUGCAGAGAAGAGUGAGCUGAAAAAGAUCCGCUCUCACAGUUCUUCAACUCUGCCACGCGAUGACAAGGAAGGACUCCAUAAAGUUAUGGGAUCGAAUACAUCCAUUAACACACUUGGUGAGGGGAAGGGUGAGGGCAAAGGUGAUGGUAAGACACUUGAUUUCUUAAAGAAGCAGACCCAAAGGCUGAAGGGAUUCCUUGGGCCCAAGGAUAAAGAGAAGAAAACAUCUGUAGAUGACAAAGCCAUGAGCCCAGUCAUAGAGACCACUGAAGAUUCCAGCAAAAUGCAGAAUUCAUCAACUAAAGAUUCAGGAGCCGCCCACAGUGAUCAAACUGCUGCCAAUCACAAGGCAACGACUGGGACAUCAGGCAUCUCUCGAUAUCAGGCCUCAGGUAGUUCUGUUCUAUUUAGUAGCAACCUACGAGAUGACACCAAAGUAAUUCUGGAGCAAAUCUCAGCCAACAGCCAGAAAAACCGUCAGGAGCGUGAGGAAACAGGAGGGGAGAAAAACAAUGAGGCCGGGGAGAAGGGACAGGAGAUACAGAGCUCCCUGAAAAAGAACCGCUUCCUGCGGCCGCAGAGCAGCAGCCAGGAACGAGAGGGACUGUUGAAACGGAUCGAAAGCCUGAGAAAAGAGAAGAAGGUCUACAGCCGCUUUGAGAUGGGCAAUAGCCUGGGAUAACGAGAGAUGGACGGACGACCGAAUACAUGGGAACUAUUUAUACAACACGAUCAAAAGAAGCUUUGCCCACACGUGCCAACAUCACUAUCAAUGUACCUCUGUGGCUCAACGCUGCAACCUUUUCCAGGAUUUUCACCCAGUAUCAAAACUUGAAAAGACAACCAUGCUGAAAACAAACAAAUGUUAUUAGGUUUGAAUGUGCCUGUUCACCAACACCUGGUCCUACUACCUUAAAAAGCAGUGACUCUACUCACACUGGCUGCACCAACUAAUAAAGUAUCUCACUAACCAGAAAACAUACAGUAUCUAUGCUGCAGCUUUGAUGAAUGUGACUGACUUGGUAUCACUAUAAGUGCAUGUUGCACCUGAGGGUAGGAAAGACGGUGAAGUGAAAUUAUGCAGUAUAUGACUGCUAGUGCAUAGUGGUGUGUGCUUCCGCUAGUGUGUAUGCGUUGGGUUGUCUGAAACUGAAUGGGAGGAAGUGUCUUGUUGCAUCAAUAGCACUGACAGUGGCCUACAAGGACUAAUACCAAAGCUAGAGAGACUAUUAUUAUUCCAGACAGAAGGCAAAUACGAGGAAAUGAAGAUGAAUCAAAGAAUAGUUGAUCAAUAGAAAUGUAAGGAGAAAUGAAUGAGUGAGCAAUAAGUAGGGAAUAGGACGAAUGAGAAAGUAGGAGAGGAGCAUUUUCUAGAGUUUAGCUUUGAGGCAUGUUGGGACUGCAGCAGUGUUUUAACAGUAAGGCUUCUAUUAAGGUUACUAUUAGAGAGGUCCCCACUUCUCAGGGUUAAAGAUGUCAAUUAACCAUUCAGAGACACGGUCGAACAGCUUGCAUGGUCAGAGGAAUACUGUGCACACUGUGUGUGUACUACUCUUCGUCUUAUGUAAUUUAUGGACGUGUAAAAUAUUUACAUUCGGUUUGAUGACUCACUGUAAAAGUGUUUCUUUUUCCCUGCCGGAGAAGUUGGACUACAUUUUGCUGUCCUGGAGCAGGCCGUGCCUUCUUACAUAAGGCACUUCACUUCUGAGAACCACACCCUUCACACGACUUUAAACUGCUUGGUUGGGCCCUGAACACCGUUAAACCAAAGAUUUAGAUACACGGUGCCUUUCCCAGGCUGCUUAAUAGCUUGGCUGGACAUUUGUUUCAUUUUUAAUAUUUUUACUGUGUUUUGUUGUUAAAUACAUCAAAUAAACAUAGUACAUAUUUUGUAUACACUGUUCAGGGUAACAGUCCUUUUUCUACAUGGAUUGUAUGUGCAUAUCUGUAAAAAAGUGAUUAUUAUGAUCCUCACUGUGCUAUUGAAGUGCCUUGUGCUAAUUUGGAAUAUGUAAAUACUGUAAGGUGUAAAAAAUAAUUGUCAUUAAUUAGAGGGGAAUUAGAGGUCAUUGUGUCUUUGUUCUAAAACCUCAGUAUUACAUGUUAGAAAUACUGCAACAACAAAGUUGUUGUGACUGUGCUCACACACUGUGUAGUAGGUGUUUUCACUGUAGUGAAUGGGUAAUAAAGCUCCUCUAAAAACAA
Messenger RNA from Betta splendens (Siamese fighting fish), 8324 nucleotides. RefSeq names its product family with sequence similarity 83 member Hb (gene sack1hb). The transcript is spliced from 8 exons. Gene Ontology annotation, cellular component: keratin filament. Gene Ontology annotation, biological process: positive regulation of cell migration; protein localization to cytoskeleton; intermediate filament cytoskeleton organization. The record is from RefSeq and is a predicted model, not a curated record. Gene Ontology annotation, molecular function: keratin filament binding. The coding region runs from base 3157 to 6801 and encodes 1214 amino acids. NCBI's taxonomy places the organism in Eukaryota, Metazoa, Chordata, Actinopteri, Anabantiformes, Osphronemidae.